AUGGGAAAAGUGCGGUCUGCACCGGGAGCGCCCCGGAAAGAGGGCUUUAACAAGUCUGGGCAUUCUAUGAAUCCUGAACGGCCCACCGAAGGCUUAAAAGGUGUUGGAAAACCACGUACAAAAGGUACUAUAAAAAGGCUUCAAAUGUAUAGAAAUUUUAAAGCUAAGAGGGACAAAACAGGAAAGAUAUUGACCCCGGCGCCGUUUCAAGGCUGGUUACCUUCAGGUACACAAGCUCGAGUUGAACCCAAUCAGAAAUGGUUUGGUAAUUCCAGAGUUAUUUCACAGAAUGCAUUACAAAAGUUUCAAGAUGAAUUUGGGGCAGCGGUUAAAAAUCCCUAUCAGGUUGUUAUGAAACCUACCAAUUUGCCCAUAACUUUAUUAAAUGAGAAAGCUAAACAUGCUCGAGUACAUUUACUAGACACAGAAGGGUUUGAUAAAACAUUUGGACCAAAAAAACAAAGAAAGCGUGUUAAUCUUAAAUUUAGUGAUUUACAAACUCUUUCUCAAGCAGUUGAAGAAAAUUCAGAAAAGUAUGAUGAAAGUAAAGAUGUUGACAGAGUUCGUGAAGACACUGGCAUAAAGGAUGGUCAGAGGGAAUGGAUUUUUGGUGCUGGAAUGAGUAGACGGAUUUGGAAUGAACUAUAUAAAGUUAUUGAUUCCUCAGAUGUAUUAUUACAAGUGCUUGAUGCUCGUGAUCCUAUGGGUACAAGAAGCCCAUACGUGGAAAAAUUCCUUCGAGAAGAGAAGCCACAUAAACACCUAAUAUUUAUUUUAAACAAGGUAGAUUUAGUACCUAAUUGGGUAACUCAAAGAUGGGUAGCUAUACUAAGUGCAGAGUAUCCUACACUAGCAUUUCAUGCAUCUAUGACACAUCCAUUUGGUAAAGGGUCUCUUAUAAAUUUAUUGCGUCAGUUUGCCAAGUUGCAUAUUGAUAAGAAACAAAUAAGUGUAGGACUUAUUGGUUAUCCCAAUGUUGGUAAAUCUUCUGUGAUCAAUACGUUAAGAGCAAAGAAAGUGUGCAAAGUCGCUCCUAUUGCUGGAGAAACCAAAGUCUGGCAAUAUAUUACAUUGAUGAGGAAGAUAUAUUUGAUUGAUUGUCCUGGUAUUGUUUAUCCUUCAGCUGAAACUGACACUGAGAAGGUCUUGAAAGGUGUGGUUAGAGUUGAAUUAGUUCAAAAUCCUGAAGAUUACAUUGAAGAAGUUGUUAAAAGAGUACGUAAAGAAUACAUGGUAAAAACCUAUAAAGUUGAUGGCUGGGAAACAUCAACUGAAUUCUUAGAAAAACUUGCUGCUAGAACUGGAAAGCUAUUAAAAAAAGGUGAACCUGAUAUUAGCUCAGUGGCUAAAAUGGUACUUAAUGAUUGGCAAAGGGGAAAGCUACCAUUUUAUGUUGCACCUGAAGGAUUCGAAGUGCCUCUAUCAAAACAUACUCAAGAAGUUGACAAUGAAGUUAAAGAGACUGCUACUACAGAAAAAGAAGAAGAGAAAACUAGCGAUGAACCAAAUACAGAAAUUAAUGAUGUUGCCGAAACAAAGGUUUUAACAGUUAAUAAACUAGUAAUAGCUCAAGAUUUUGCGAAAAUUAGAGUAGGUUUACAAUUUGACAAUGAAGAUGAUGUUAAACCAUUAGAUCGUGUAGAAAUUCCCGAAGAGCUUAAAGGCAUUGAUGAACUUAACAAUACUGGAGAUGUUGAUAAAAGCAAUAUUGAGGAUUCAUUAAAUGAUGAUAAACCUGCCAAUAAUGAUGGAAAUGAUAGUGACUCAGAUAUUAGUAGUUUCUAUAGUAAUGAUGAAAUAGAUUGUAGUGAUGUUGAGGACUACCUGACACAUGAUGCGGAAACUGUUAAAGAAAUAAAGAAACAGAAGAUUCAGGCUGCGAGUGGUACAUUUAUUAUUGAAGAAAUUCCUCCGAGUGGAAGGAAACGCAAGGCUAAUGAUGAAAAAGAUGCUAAGGCUAAAAUGACAGCAAAACAAAGAAGAGCUUUAGAGAGAGCUCAGAAGCGUACUAAAACAGGAAGCAACUUCUAUGAAGUAUCUAAUGUUAAGAAUAGAAACAGAAAUAAAAAGAGACCCUAA
This is a messenger RNA of Pieris macdunnoughi, 2079 nucleotides long. The record is from the annotation of a GenBank genome assembly. Lineage: Eukaryota; Metazoa; Arthropoda; Insecta; Lepidoptera; Pieridae.